Molecule: messenger RNA, 1507 nt
Organism: Pleuronectes platessa (European plaice)
Lineage: Eukaryota; Metazoa; Chordata; Actinopteri; Pleuronectiformes; Pleuronectidae
Product: lathosterol oxidase
Exons: 5
Coding region: 42-938 (298 amino acids)
Molecular function (GO): iron ion binding; oxidoreductase activity
Source: RefSeq, a predicted model, not a curated record
GCUCUUGUUCCGGAUUCGAGCAGCAGACACAAGGUUCAACCAUGGAUCUUGUGCUGAAUGUGGCCGACCACUACGUCCUCACCCCGUACGUGUACCCGGCCUCGUGGCCUGAGGGCGGCGCCCUGCGGCAGAUCGUGAGCCUGCUGGUGCUGACCAACCUCGGGGCCGCCGUCCUGUACCUGGGCCUCGGAGCCAUCAGCUACUUCUUCAUCUUCGACCACACGCUGAUGAAACACCCGCAGUUCUUACAGAAUCAGGUCCGGAGGGAGAUCAAAUAUGCGAUGACCUCUCUCCCCGUGAUCAGUCUUCCCACCGUGGCCUUGUUCUUCGCUGAAGUCCGAGGAUUCAGCAAACUGUACGAUAACGUGGAUGAAUCUCCGCUGGGUUGGACCGGACUCUUCCUCAGUAUGAUCUCCUUCCUGUUGUUCACCGACGGGUGCAUCUACUGGAUUCAUCGCUUCCUCCAUCACAAGCUCAUUUAUAAGCUGUUUCACAAGCCUCACCACAUCUGGAAGAUCCCCUCUCCCUUUGCCAGCCACGCUUUUCACCCGGUGGACGGCUUCAUGCAGGGGCUCCCCUACCACAUCUACCCCUUCUUCUUCCCCCUGCACAAGGUGCUCUACCUGGCCCUCUACGUCUUCGUCAACAUCUGGACCAUCUCCAUCCACGACGGCGACUACCGCGUCCCCGGCGCCCUGACGGAGGUCAUCAACGGCUCGGCCCACCACACCGACCACCACCUCUUCUUCGACUACAACUACGGCCAGUACUUCACGCUGUGGGACCGCCUGGGAGGCUCCUACAGGCACCCGUCGGCGCUGAUGGGGAAGGGCCCCCACGAUCUGAUCCGCAAACUUCAGGCGGAGGGGAAGCUGGGAGGCGACAGGGUGAAGGUGAACGGACACAAUCCCAGAGGAGCCACACUCAAGGAGGAGUAACUGAUGAGGGGAGAACGAGAACGAGUGGCUGAAAUUAAUCACUAUUUUUUGUAAAAGACAAGUUGCUGCAACAAACUCAGCUGGAAAACACAUCGGGGGGGAUAAUGGGAGUGAAGUUGCCAAAAUUUGAAAUCCGGAAUUUUGAAAAUCUGGUGGAAAAAGGUGCCUGUAAGAUGGCCGAACCCCUGGAGUGACAUCAUCAGGGGAGGAACUAUGGGUCGAUGCAUUUCUCUGACCGUCAUCAGUCAUGUCAACAGCUGAAAUUGAAGGUUGUGACUUUUUAUACAAGAGUUAGACACUGAAAGUAGAAGAAGAAGAAGAAGAAGAAACAACAGGAGAGAGGUUGUAUUGAGAGUUAAAGUUCUGAGCUGCAGGAGCUGCUUCACAUUCCGUCACGGACACUAACCGAGUUUGACUCAUGAUUAAAGAUCGACUUUGACUUAAAGGUUGAUUGAACAAGUUGCAAUAAAGGAAAAUUCUGCUAUUUUUUCAACAAGUCUCAUCACUGUGGCUGAGUUAUGUACUGUAACAAUUCCUGAUUAAAAUGCCUUAAAGCGAUUUGUAUCUGA